This is a messenger RNA of Artibeus jamaicensis (Jamaican fruit-eating bat), 3208 nucleotides long. Its product is annotated as GDP-fucose transporter 1. NCBI's taxonomy places the organism in Eukaryota, Metazoa, Chordata, Mammalia, Chiroptera, Phyllostomidae. Gene Ontology annotation, cellular component: Golgi apparatus. Gene Ontology annotation, molecular function: antiporter activity. The transcript has 2 exons. Bases 919 to 2013 code for a protein of 364 amino acids. The record is from RefSeq and is a predicted model, not a curated record. Gene Ontology annotation, biological process: GDP-fucose import into Golgi lumen; protein O-linked glycosylation via fucose.
GCCAAGAAUGGGGAGCGCGGAGAGCGCAGUCCCGCGAGGGGGGGGACCAGGAGCGAAUGCACCUUUGGAUAAACGGAGGGGAGGGAGUUAGCCUUCGUAAGAGACAGGGCCGGUGGCGCUUGCAGGUAGGGGACCGAGGCUCCAACGAUCAGAAGAACCUUCCCUGGCUGCUGAGAUCCGCCUCCUCUAGCGAACGAGAGGCAGCCCGGGCCUCAACGCGAGCUGACUCUGAAGGCCUUCUCUCUGAGACUAUGGCUUUAAGAAUGACGUUGGCGUGCGGCCUCUUUAAGGAAGCGGUCGGGGGCGUGCCCGGAAGUGAGUCCCGGUACCGCCCCGCUGGGAGCGGUCUCUUAAGCCUGGAGGCUCCGGGCUGACCUAUAGCCUGCGCCCCGGGAAACCCCACGCUGUAACCCAGCUUCCCCCGGCCUCCUUUCUCGACCCUUGGACCCCACCCUGAGCCCUCCCCUGCAUCCCUCUUUUCAGAACACCCGCCGCAAGCUUGCCCUCUCUCUAUAAACGCCCCUCUUCCAUAGCAGCCGAUGCCUCUCUCUCCCAGACCCUCUUCCCCACCUUGUCGGCAAUUUUCCAGCACCCUGGCCCUGAAUUUCUCCUCCUCCUGCCACUUCCUUCCAUUCCUCUCCCUUAGGCCCCAGCCUCUUCUUCUCUGGUAGGUCAUCUGCCUGUUCACUAGUCCUUCCCUAUAUCUUCUCUCACACCUGAGGCCUGUGGGGUGAGAGCAGGUUGUGAAGCUCACCCUGAAACGGAACUUCUUCAUACAAGGGAAAGGUGGUCAGGCCUCUAGGCCACGCCUCAUCUGUCAGUUGAGGGCUGUGGCCUGCAGAAAGCACAUUUGAGCUCACUGCUCUUGACUCCAGGAAAUCAGUUCUGGCUGUGCAGUGACCCAGCUCCUCUGCUACCAUGAACAGGGCCCCUCUGAAGCGCUCCAGGAUCCUGCACAUGGCACUGAUGGGGGCCCCUGACCCCUACAGCGAGCCGGAGGCCAGCCAGGAGAAGCCCUUUCUGCUUCGGGCACUGCAGAUUGCAUUGGUGGUCUCUCUCUACUGGGUCACCUCCAUCUCCAUGGUCUUUCUCAACAAGUACCUGCUGGACAGCUCCUCCCUGCAGCUGGACGCCCCCAUCUUCGUCACCUUUUACCAGUGCCUGGUGACCACACUCCUCUGCAAGGGUCUCAGCACACUGGCCGUCUGCUUUCCUGGUGCACUGGACUUCCCCACGCUGUACCUGGAUCUCAGGGUGGCCCGCAGUGUCCUGCCCCUCUCCGUGGUCUUUAUAAGCAUGAUCACCUUCAAUAACCUUUGCCUGAAGUAUGUGGGUGUGGCCUUCUACAACGUGGGCCGUUCACUCACUACGGUCUUCAAUGUGCUGCUCUCUUACCUGCUGCUCAAACAGACCACCUCCUUCUACGCCCUGCUCACCUGUGGUAUCAUCAUUGGUGGCUUCUGGCUUGGUGUGGAUCAGGAGGGGGCUGAGGGUACCCUGUCUUGGACCGGCACCCUCUUUGGCGUGCUAGCCAGCCUCUGUGUCUCACUCAACGCCAUCUACACCAAGAAAGUGCUCCCAGUGGUGGACGGCAGCAUCUGGCGCCUGACCUUCUACAACAAUGUGAUUGCAUGCGUUCUCUUCCUGCCCCUGCUUCUGCUGCUCGGGGAGCUGCGGACCCUCCGCCUCUUUGUCCAGCUGGGCAGUGCCCACUUCUGGGGCAUGAUGACACUGGGAGGAUUGUUUGGUUUUGCCAUUGGCUACGUGACAGGCCUGCAGAUCAAGUUCACCAGUCCCCUGACCCACAACGUGUCGGGCACGGCCAAGGCCUGCGCCCAGACGGUGCUGGCUGUGCUGUACUACGAGGAGACCAAGAGCUUCCUCUGGUGGACAAGCAACCUGAUGGUGCUCGGGGGCUCCUCCGCCUACACCUGGGUCAGGGGCUGGGAGAUGAAGAAGGUCCAGGAGGAGCCCAGCCCCAAGGAGGAGGAGAAGAGCAGCAUGAGGGUGUGAGCUCCUGCCAGGGCCUCGGGAUGGCCUGUCCCAGGAGAACGCCCCUGAAAGCCGGAAGACCUCUCUUACCCAGAGCGGACAGCCCCCAGGGGCUAUGAUUACGAACCAAUGGGAGUUAGAUGGUCAAAUGGAACCAGUGUUUCAAGCGAUGUCAGAAUGUUGCCAAUCCUCCCUGGAUCCGUUUUUUUAACUGGGGGUUUUGUGCUCCCCUAGAGAGGAAGGACCCCUGUGGGGAGAGCACACUAGCCCUUGGGGAGCAGCACAGUGAUGCACCCCUUCCUGCCCCCCUCCCAGGGCCUUUUCCCUGCACAUGUCCACAACCUUUAUGGAGCAGUGUGGCAAAGUGCUCAGGGACAUGAGGCUGUGAUCCCGCCACGGGCCCAACGAAGGCAGUUGGGAAACCUCAGGUGUCCAAGUUCCAGGGAGGCAGCACAGCUUUGGCCCCACUAACCCAGCUUCCUUGAGAGGGGAGUGGGGGCUGGGCUGAGGGGGAAGGGGCCAGUAUUCCCUCUUCUCUGCAGAGACCACCAGGCCCUGCAAAAGGGGGCCAAGGAUCAGUUGUGCCCAUUCCUGGCCCUGGCACCUCCAGAGACCACUGGGAAGUGGCCCUGGAAUGGGGUGCAUCAUGGGAGACUGCCCUUUCCCACCACCUGCACCCCAUGUUUCCGGCUCCUGAACAUGGGAACUGCAGACCUUCCACUGUGAGGCAGGGUCCUGAGCACGCUCCCCAGUCCGGAAACAGGCUCAGCUGCCUGGCUCAGCCAACAGAGUGCGGCCCGGGGCCACUUCUGCUUCUCCAGCUCUGCCUCCCCCAGAGCUUCUCCCCUGGGGGCCUGAUGGAGCCUCUUCCCUGGGUCAGUGGACAGUUGUGAUUUUCCCUGAGGACGGGGCUGGCAGAGCCCUUUUGUCCCCUCACUGUCCUCCUGGGCCUUCGGGCAGCUUUGGUCCUGUCCCUUCUGUUGGGCAUUUUGUUCCACCAUCUCCCCUGGGGUGACUUCCGGUGGGUUUGGUCCCUAUAGGGGACUGGAGGGAGAGGGCAUCUUCUCACCACCCCCUCCUCCAGGCCCCCCACAAUCCCAGGUGGUUUCAACUGAUGUUGGUGGGGCCUGAUCCCCUGAAUUGUAUGUGACUUAAUUAAAACCCGAGUCAGGAAUCCUGUGUGUUGGGGAGAGUGGGAUGAGUGCGGGAAGGUACC